Colletotrichum navitas is the source of this 679-nucleotide messenger RNA. RefSeq lists its product as uncharacterized. The record is from RefSeq and is a predicted model, not a curated record. The transcript has a single exon. NCBI's taxonomy places the organism in Eukaryota, Fungi, Ascomycota, Sordariomycetes, Glomerellales, Glomerellaceae. The coding region runs from base 59 to 280 and encodes 73 amino acids.
UUUCUCGCCGGGCCACGGGCCCCGCAUCAGGUGGGUCAAGUGGGAGAGUGAAAGAGGUAUGUAUCUUGCUGCGUAUCGGCCGCCAGUAACGACUUCGCAUGUCCUCUUUUGCCUCCCGUUCCCUUGGACAGUUGGGAUCGAUCUAGGCCGACCAACCAUCCUCUGCGGUCGUCCCCUGCGUUGCGGUGGUCGGCGGUGGAUCCUGCUUCCAGACUCUUUCAGUCGCUGUGCCACUUUCCAGCUUCAGAAAGGUCUUGGGCUGGGCUGGAAAGGCGGGUAAGACGAAGCUGGCAGCUGCAUCCAAGCUUAGCCAGCGGCCACCUCCCCAGAGUCAGAACCCAUGCUGUUGUCCCAGGUACACCCUGAGGAUUUGGAUGCAGAGGCAAGUAAGCCAGGUGUUUGUUUGUACCAUCGGGGGCCGUCAGAGUGAUGAAGCGACUCGUAAACUACCAAGUAAUAGGUGUGAGGGGUGCGGUGAGAGUCGUGCAUGACGGGCCGGGAUCUAUCAGUGCCAGUCGAGAAGAGAGGGAGGGACCCUGUUUCGCCGACCUGGAUGGGAGGGGGAGGGGCAUGGCGGUGAUGGAGGGUGUGAGGGCCGUUUUGUAUAUCCGGCCCAGAGCGCGUUUUAAGCUUCUGUUGUUGCUUCCCGUACGUACCGUACCGUACCUGUACCCUUCGG